UUUCCCAGGUUUCUUGUACCUGUCCGACGUCAUAUCCACCCUGAAUAAUUUCCACCGAACUGGUGCCGCUGGGAGUCAGAGAGUUCCUGAGUCGCUGGAGGGGUAACCGCCGCCACAGCCAUGGCCGAAUCCCAGCUCAUGUGCAUGGAAGACGGCCACAUUGGAGCCAAGGUCCCGGACACCAAACCGGAGUUUUACUACAGCGAGGAGCAGCGCGUCGCCAUCGAGGAGCUCCUCAAGAACGGCGACGGUGCCUUCAAAACACGCCUCAAGGAGGACAACAUGAAAGACUUCUUAUCGGCCAGAGAGGUCAAAACGCUGGUGAACACUUUUAAACAGUACGACUCCGGUAAUGACAGCAGCAAAUCGGCGCAGUCCAGGUCGGAGGAUGGAGCCGCCGGCACCGACGCGGACUCGGGGGUCCAUUCCACGUACUGGCCCCAGAUGUCGGACACCGAGGUUCCGCCGCUGGAUAUCGGCUGGCACAGCGGGGGGUUGUUCAAAGGGGUGACCCGAGUGGCCGUGCACACACACCCGCCUAAGGACAACGGACCUCACAUCAAAGAGGUGGUGCGGCGGCUCAUACAGGAGGCGAGCAAGGUGAUAGCAAUAGUGAUGGACAUUCUCACAGACCUCCAGAUCCUGCAGGACUUAAUGGAUGCGGCCUGGCGACGCUCCGUGCCUGUAUACAUCUUGUUAGAUGACCAAGGUGUGCCACACUUCCUGGAUAUGUGCUCCAGGCUGCAGAUCGGCUCACAGCACCUUCGAAACAUCAGAACCAGAACGCUGCAGGGACUCGGAUUUGGUUUGUCCUUCGGCAGACUGCCUGGUGCGCUCUGUAAUAAGUACAUGCUGGUAGACGGAGACAAAGUGGCGUUUGGCUCCUACAGUUUCUCCUGGUGUACAUCUCGUAUGGACCGAAACAUGAUCACUGUGAUGACGGGGCAAGUGGUUGACUUCUUUGACCGGGACUUCCGUGAACUUUACGCCGUUUCCAAGAAUCUGGACCUCUACAAGGAGUUCCACGUCAGCAAGCCUGCUGCUAACGCGACCUCAGCAUUACGUUCCAAAACGGGGUCCAUACGCCCGCUUUUACCGGCCACCACGUCCCGCUUCCAGGUUAGCUUAGGGGAUUCACGGAAUCCUGACAUCCAGGUGCCUGCACACAAAUACUACAACCCCAAAUACUUGCUGGCGUUUGGAGAUAUCCCACGUCCAACUGGGUCUCUGCAAGAGGCAGGGCCGAAGAGGGGGUCAUUUCUGCCUGAGGUUCCAGAGGACAUGGAACAGGGGAGGUCACGAUUGGCCAGUAGUGAGAGGAUGGGCCGACGGAAUUCAUUGACGUCGGAAGCUCAGGGUGAAAGCUUCAAGAGGCCCAAUGGAAUCCCACAGGACAAGAAGGGGCAGCUUACGUGGAAGCAGAAACUCUUCAGAAAAAAAUCAUCCAGUAAACUUUCAGUGAACAGCGUGGCGAACAGUACGGACCCUCCGCCCGCAGAAACCAGUCGGACUGACGAGAACGAGGACAGCUUUGAAGUGAUUGUGAGAACUCCAUCGAAGCUGAGGGGAAAGAAGCCGUCUAAACUGGGUCGGAGGACCGAGUCUCAGCAAACUGUCGACACGGCACAGGAUAAUGAGAGUGUGAAGAGCCGACGCAGAAGAAAGCCAGAAUGUAAAGUGUCCUGAGGUGAACCUUCCCUGACCACAGAAUGCAGUCACACAGUCUGAAAAUGGAUUACAGAAUUACUUCCUUAACACUACUGCCAUCUUUGAUUGUGCAAGAUUGUAUUUUAUCCAGUGCCUUACAGAAAGACCAAAUGAAUGUGCAGUUCAUCAGAUACCGGAUCAUGUUGUUUUUAUAUUUAGUGCCAAAUGAGAAAUCAAUAUUCAAAGCCUCAUGGGAAAUCUCUUGCCCUGGUUCGCUGCAGAAUGGUAACAAUGAGGUAUUUCCUGGUGAUUACUUGCACCUUAUGUGCUCGGAGCGUGGUUGUAGCUUCAGGGAUGUGGGAUAACUGCUUCCCCUCUGGACACUGAGUGCAUAGGUUUGUAAUAGGGAUGAAAAUUGAGGACUAGCUUCAGUGUUUUAGCAAUAUACUGAAAAGAAUCAGAGCAAUAAGCAGAAGUUUGCACAAGUUUUUUGCUCCUUUAGUUAGCUAGUACCGUGGGUCAUUGUGUGUAAGGCAUUGUACGGCAAACCUUUUAAACUUUCUGUGCUGUUGUUUAACUGUAAAUGAAAGUUAUCAAGAAUUUAUGUUUGCUGCACUAAUACAUCAUGGGAUCUUUUGUUCAUUGUGCUUAUGAAAUAGUUUCAGAUAACGAAAACCUUAAAGGUGCCAAGAAGAUUUUUUUUUUUAUGUUUUAAUUGUACAAUGAUUUACGACAGAAAGCUAUGAAAAUGUUGGCAGUGUGAUCAAAAAACAUUUUAAAUGUUUUGAAAAACCAUAAAUACAAUGAAAAUGAAACAGGAGAGAGGUUAAAUGUUUUAUCAGUGGUCAUAAAGCCUAUCUGUUCAAACAUGGGGCAUCGCCUUGACUGCAGCUCCACCUAGUGGUGACAUGUAGUUUUACUCCAACAUUUAAGACAGAAAGCUGAGGAUUGCACUGCACAAACAGACCACUAGCUGACUCCCUUGUUCUCCCUCAGCUUCUCUGGGUGUGUGAGAACAGCUCAGAGGUCGGAGAGGAACUGCAGGCCUGAUGGUAGUUCAGGGUUAAGCUGCAGAGGAUAGAGGUGGGAAGGUGAAGUAGGAGGGUUUACGUGUGGGACGUGGUGCAAUACUGAAACAGGAAGUUAGAGCUGCAGCAGGAAGAGGCGUUCUCGCACUAAUUUUGUAGACUAGUUUUAGUCACACACCAGGCCUGAAAAUGCUGCUUCCUGUGAUACUUCAUGCAUCUGAAUGCCUAAAACUCUUUAACUGUCUGUGUUCAACUAGAACAGAUAUAAAUAAGGGAUUAGAUCUUGUCAGAGAGGUUAUUUUGCUGUGAAAAGUGAAAACCAACAGUCAUCUACGAAACGAACAUACAGAGUAUGGCUGUCAGUGUGCAUCAGACCUCUGAGCAGAGAACUGGGGAUCUGUUUUUCCUGUUUUUUGCAGCUGUUAUGGAAAACUCAGAAUACAAGCAAUAUUAAAGUCACAAUCCAAA
Molecule: messenger RNA, 3143 nt
Organism: Toxotes jaculatrix (banded archerfish)
Lineage: Eukaryota; Metazoa; Chordata; Actinopteri; Toxotidae
Gene: sack1fb
Product: family with sequence similarity 83 member Fb
Exons: 5
Coding region: 121-1686 (521 amino acids)
Source: RefSeq, a predicted model, not a curated record